GCCGCAGCUGCAUCUAGCCGGGCUGGCUUCCUUCCCAGCCCUCUUUCCCUCCUCCUCUUCUUCCUCCUGUAUGAGUCAGGCAUUUCCCGGGGAAUCGGAGCAGCCACGCGCGGCCCGGGAGCCCGGAGCUGCAGCGGCGGCGGCGGCAGCUGAGGCGGCGGGGCUGCCACCGCGGCGGCCACCCGCUCCCCGGGCGCGCAGCGAUCAUGGAGAGGGCGGCCCAGAGCGCAGACGGCGGCGGCGGCGGGGGCAGCAACAGCAGCAGCCGUAGCAGCAGCCGCGCCACCUCGGCGGGCUCCUCGCCCUCCUGCUCCCUGGCUGGCCGAGGGGUGGCCAGCCGCUCCGGGGCCGCGGGACUGGGCGGCGGGGGCAGCCGCAGCAGUCCCGGCUCGGUGGCCGCUAGCCCGUCCGGAGGAGGCGGCCGCAGGAGGGAGCCGGCGCUCGAGGGCGUGCUCAGCAAAUACACCAACCUCCUCCAGGGCUGGCAAAACAGGUACUUUGUGCUGGACUUUGAGGCUGGCCUCCUGCAGUAUUUUGUGAAUGAGCAGAGCAAGCAGCAGAAGCCCCGAGGAGUCCUGUCUUUGUGUGGAGCCAUCGUGUCCCUGAGCGACGAAGCCCCCCACAUGCUGGUGGUCUACUCUGCCAGCGGAGAGAUGUACAAGCUGAGAGCUGCUGACUCGAAGGAGAAGCAAUUGUGGGUGACUCAGCUUCGAGCGUGCGCCAAAUACCACAUGGAGACGAGUUCCAAGACUACUCCAGGCUCCCGCAGCCGAAGCCUCACUUUGCUCCCCCACGGAACACCCAGUUCUGCGUCUCCCUGUAGCCAGAGACAUCUCAGUACGGGCGCCCCCGGUGUUGUCUCAGUCACGCGUCACAAGUCGCCUGCCGCUGCCCGAAGAGCCAAGAGUCAGUAUUCCGGCCAGCUUCACGAAGUCAGAGAGAUGAUGAACCAGGCGGAAGGCCAGCAGAAGAACCUCGUGCACGCCAUCGAGUCCCUGCCGGGUUCAGGGCCCCUCACUGCCUUGGACCAGGACCUGCUUCUCCUGAAGGCUACCUCUGCUGCCACCCUCAGCUGCCUCGGGGAGUGCCUCACCCUGCUUCAGCAGAGUGUGCGCCAGGCGGGCCCACCCAGCCACAAGCCAGGCGCCUCAGAGACCAUCCUGGGAUGGCAUGGGCCCGCGUCACAUUCCGCAGACCAACUGAAAAAUGGGACCCUUGGCUCUCUUCCCUCAGCUAGCGCCAACAUAACGUGGGCGAUUCUACCGAACUCCUCAGAAGAGGAACACAGCUCACAGCCGGAGCCAGAGCCAGACUCAGGCCCUGAAGUGGUUUUGUCCGAAGAAGAACAGAGUGAUGAUGAGGACAAGGGAGAGGUGGAGCCGGGCGCCGUGGAGGACCAGCGCAGCGUAAUCCUCCACCUCAUCUCACAGCUCAAGCUGGGCAUGGACCUAACCAAGGUGGUGCUCCCCACAUUCAUUCUGGAGAAGCGGUCCUUGCUGGAGAUGUACGCAGACUUUAUGGCCCACCCUGACCUGCUGCUGGCCAUCACUGCAGGGGCGACGCCAGAGGAGAGAGUCAUUAGCUUCGUGGAGUAUUAUCUUACCGCCUUCCAUGAGGGCCGCAAAGGCACCCUGGCCAAGAAGCCCUACAACCCCAUCAUCGGGGAGACCUUUCACUGCUCCUGGGAGGUUCCGAAGGACAGAGUCAAGUCGAAGUGGACUUCCCCCCACCCUCCCAUUAGUGUUCACGAGCAUCCGAUGGCCGAUGACCCUUCUAAAAGCUAUAAGCUCAGGUUUGUGGCUGAGCAGGUAUCCCAUCAUCCGCCCAUCUCCUGCUUCUACUGUGAGUGCAAGGAGAAGAGACUGUGUGUCAACACUCACGUAUGGACCAAAAGCAAGUUCAUGGGCAUGUCCGUGGGGGUCUCUAUGAUAGGGGAAGGUGUGCUUCGGCUCCUGGACCAUGGGGAAGAAUACAUCUUCACGCUGCCCAGUGCCUACGCCCGCUCCAUCCUCACCGUCCCGUGGGUGGAGCUUGGAGGGAAGGUCAACAUCAGCUGUGCCAAGACUGGCUACUCUGCCACUGUGACAUUCCACACGAAGCCCUUCUACGGUGGCAAAGUCCACAGGGUCACAGCCGAAGUGAAACAUAACCCAACCAACACCAUCGUCUGCAAAGCACACGGGGAGUGGAACGGCAUCUUGGAGUUCACCUACAGCAAUGGGGAGACCAAAGUCAUCGACACGACCACCCUGCCUGUGUAUCCCAAGAGGCUUCGACCUCUGGAGAAGCAGGGGCCCAUGGAGUCCAGGAACCUCUGGCAGGAAGUCACCCACUACCUGAGGCUUGGGGACAUCGACGCGGCCACAGAGCAGAAGCGGCGCCUGGAGGAGAGGCAGAGGAUGGAGGAGAGGAAACGGGAAACCCUUCGCACACCAUGGCGACCUAAGUAUUUCAUCCCGGAGGGCGAUGGCUGGGUGUACUUCAACCCCCUCUGGAAGACACACUGAUGGGCGGAGGUGCAGCGCUUCCCGUAAUAGGCCUGGUUUUUGUAGGAAUUAAAGUGGUACAGUAUCAAGAUUCUGUUGGUGUUUGCUGAAAUCUCUUGUUAGCAUCCAAGUCAGAGAGAGGGGUUACAUACCGUGAAACAUGCACCCCCAAAUUCUGCCUGAGGAUUUCAUCCAAGAGCAGCCGAGACCCAGGGGCACACCUCGGCACACCUGCCAAGACUGACCUGGGUCAUCUUGAGCUCCUUUUUAUUCACGAGGCCUGGUGUUCUGUUUUUCAGUUGCCAUGGCCAUUUUGCCAUGGUCUUUUCCCACUCACCAGCUCCUGUCACAAUGCAGACUGAAGUGGCAUGGCCGGUUGAAGUUCCUGUCUGAAAAAAGGAGCUCAUUCCUGGCAGAAGGGUGAGAGGUCACCCUUUGCUGAUGCUUGUUCUUAUCCAAGUCCAAGGAAAGAGCAGGUAGGCCUUCCGGUUGAACAAGAGGACAGGAAGCCACUGGAGACUCAUACGGAGCCUUCUAGAAGGGAGUGACUCCUGAGGAAUCGGGGCUGGGCCCUCCAGGUGGUUUUAUCUCCAGUCUUUUUGACACUGCUCAUGCACAGAGCACGAGACCCUGUGUUCUUCACAGCAGAAACCAUGCAAUUAUUACAAAGGGCUCUGGAAGGUCAAUACACGCAUGCGUACACUACACGGACCACCACUGCCUCAUAUCUAGUUGGGGAAAGAGAACAAAUAGUCUUACUUCUUUUUCUUAAUUUUGACCCAAGCUGCCAGAAAGCCUCUUUACAGAGAGGAUAGCCACGCGCCCGAGCCCCAUGACCCCCUACUGAGUAUGUCUUCAGCCUUCACACAGGUCAGACACGGACCAAACAAUCGAGAAAAAGGAUGUCGAAUUUGAUUUUUGCUCAGUGCUUAAUUUAUUUUUUAUCAUGCCACCCCAAUGAUAUUUAUAAAAUUCAGUAGCAUGAAUGCUUCUCUGUAGUGACACUAAUUUUGUGCCUUUCGUCUGCUUUCUUAAGACCAACUGUUGACACUUUGUAGAUAUUAGACAAAUAUAUUUCGAUUAAAUA
Molecule: messenger RNA, 3573 nt
Organism: Apodemus sylvaticus (European woodmouse)
Lineage: Eukaryota; Metazoa; Chordata; Mammalia; Rodentia; Muridae
Gene: Osbpl10
Product: oxysterol binding protein like 10
Exons: 12
Coding region: 207-2507 (766 amino acids)
Cellular component (GO): membrane; intracellular membrane-bounded organelle; cytosol
Molecular function (GO): cholesterol binding
Source: RefSeq, a predicted model, not a curated record